Messenger RNA from Suhomyces tanzawaensis NRRL Y-17324, 1554 nucleotides. RefSeq names its product Rme1p (gene RME1). The coding region runs from base 1 to 1554 and encodes 517 amino acids. The transcript has a single exon. The record is from RefSeq and is a predicted model, not a curated record. NCBI's taxonomy places the organism in Eukaryota, Fungi, Ascomycota, Pichiomycetes, Serinales, Debaryomycetaceae.
AUGUACCAUACCCAACCACCACAGUCUUCGUCGUCCUACUCGGGCUUCGGCUCCGACGUCACCUCAGACACUUCCGCUACCCUGUAUCCUGUGUUUGCUACCUCUUAUCAGGGCAUGGAAAACUCGACGCUUGCCUUCCUCGACUCCUCGUUACACCCAGAACUCUUUGACCACUACCCUGCCACCACCCUCAACAACAACAAUACCCUACCACAACAAGACUUGCUUGACAACACCCUCACCUUCAACCCCACCAGCGGGUUGGUCCGUGACAACAUCAACCUCCAGCUCAAGCUUGGCCAGUCAUACCGCCAGAACAGCCCCAUGAACCAAUACUUUGCGUCGCUGCCUGGGCAGAAUCUCUUUGCUCAGCCUAACAAGAGACUGAUGGUAUCUCCUGUGGUGGUAAGUUCUGCCACAGGAGGGCAGACCUUGGACUACAACAUGAGCACCUUUGGCUUGCAGCCACAAGCGGCUGCUGUUGGUGCUGUGGGAGAGUCGGCUCCGGUGACUCCUCCCACCUCGCCUGAGGCCCAGUUGUUCUUGGACACCAUGUACGACAACAUGGGGCAAGCCACCAACAACUCGUUGUUGUACAACAUGGGAGGCGACGGCUUGCACGACGGUUUCUUCAACUACGACUUCCAGGUGGUACCAGCUAGCAACGUCCAUGAAAUCAGUCCCAAGAGCUAUGGCGGGAUCAAAGCCGACCCGAUUUCUAUGAGCACCGAGUUGUCGAUUGUGGAGGAGCAACAGAGACAAUUGCAGAUACAACUCCAGAAACAACGCUGUGCGUUGAUCGACAACCAGGUCCAGAACAGACACAAGAAGAAGCGCUCGUCCACCAAGACAGAGGUGUUUGAUGCUACUCCCUCUUUGGACGUCACUACUGCGAUUGACUUGGCUGCCAAAGCUUUCACCAAAGCAUUUCCCCAGCGCCACUCCAGCGUUAACAUCUUGGCCCACGGCCAGAUGAUGCCCAUGUCUCCCACGUCUUCUACUGGCUCUUCUAUUUCCACCCCGCUGGCCUCGAGUGGAUUCAAAGCCACCAGACCCAUGAAGGACCGUCUCUUGGAAAAGUUCUCCAGGGACGAAGUGUUGUCUAUCAAGUAUGGCAAGGUUGAGAUGGAAUGUGGACAACACUGUUCGGCCGUCUUCCAGGACUUUAUUGAGUUGGCUGAGCACUACGACGAACACAAGAUUAUUCGCUACUGUCCACGGUCGUUCAUUUGUCCCAUUGACGACUGCCCCAUGAACAUUUUGGGAUACAACAAGAAGGCACUCCUCAAGCAACAUGUUGUGUCUCACCACUUUGCCAAGGGCUAUGUAAAGCCGGAAUUGCUGAAAUACUCGCAACAGUUACUCUCGAUUGUUUUUGUCUGUGAGCACAGUGACUGCAAGAAAGGAUUUUAUCGCCGUGACAGUUUGACCCGCCAUUUAAAGUUGGUGCAUGCAAAUGCAAGCAGCAAGUUUAAUCUUAAGAAGAGGGAGAGAAUAGAGGAGGAGGAGGAGGAAGAGGAUUGUGGCAAGAAACGGAGAAGACGUUCAAAGUGA